AUGAUACCGAAGGGAACCCCAUAUACUAGGAGAUCCUCACAUGUAUCUGCUCCUUCCACGCCAUUACCACCAUCACCAUCGGUAAGAUCUACAUCUUCAUUUUCCAAUUUGAGAAGACCCACCCGGACAAACUCCAUCUGUUCUUCAGCAGCAAGCAGUCGUAGUAGUUCCCCACUUCGUUCCUCCACAUCCAAAUCAGAGACACAAUUUCUGCCACCACGACGUCUCACGACGAUCAAACGAACCUCGAGUCUCAGCAGUAACAACACCAGCAACAAUAACACGACAUACAGAGGAACCAUCACGGUUGCCAUCAGACCUAAACCCACCCCACCCACUCACUUUUCCAAUUCAUGGCUCGUGACAGACCCAGAGACGAUAGUACACGACGACAUGGGUGAAUUCAAAUUCGACCAUGUGUACUCUCCACACGUCAGCAACUUAGAGAUCUACGAAAGUAUCAACAAACCCAUGAUAGAUAAGUUAUUCCAGGGGUUCAAUGCCACUGUGUUUGCGUACGGGAUGACUGGGUCAGGGAAGACGUACACUAUGAUGGGUAGUGGUGGUGAUGGUGGCGAUGACGAUGGGUUGAUUCCAUUGUCUGUUUCUUAUUUGUUUAGUAAAGUUAUUGAAGUUGGGUUGGUUGGUGAGAGAAAGUUUGAUGUUUUGCUUUCUUAUUUGGAAAUUUACAAUGAGAGGAUAUAUGAUUUAUUGGAUUCUGAAUCGUUGGUAGGUGGAACCACGACGCCCUCUAGGGGAUUUGGUAGUGGUGGUGGGAGGAAUGAGAGUGUUAGUACUAAUGAAUUGAAGAUACGAGAUGAUUCGAAGUAUGGUGUUCGUGUCAUGGGGCUGCGAGAACAAAGGUGUGAGAGCAGUGAAGAGUUGAUGAAAUGGAUAAGAAGAGGUGACAGUCAUCGUAAGACUGCAGAGACGGAUUAUAAUGCUAGAAGUUCGCGGUCGCAUGCUAUUGUGUUGAUACGGUUGACUAAUACGAAUGUCAUUGAUGGGACUUCUAUUUCCAGUACGUUAUCGUUAUGUGAUUUGGCAGGUUCUGAAAGAGCUACGGGCCAGCAAGAACGACGUAAAGAAGGUGCAUUUAUCAAUAAAUCAUUGUUAGCGUUGGGGACAGUCAUUUCCAAGUUGAGUGCAGAGUCCACUGCGGCAUCGCAUGGGAACAGUCCCAAUGCCAAUGGUAAUGGUCACAUCCCAUAUAGAGAUUCUAAAUUGACUAGAAUUUUACAACCUGCGUUGAGUGGAGACAGUAUUGUCACCACGAUAUGUACCAUUGAUACUCAAAAGGAAUCUGCUGCGGAAACCUUAAACACUCUAAGGUUCGCCUCUAGGGCGAAGAACGUUUCCCUACAUGUCAAUAGGAAGCCUCUAAUGAAUUCCACGGAUGGUAAUGAUAAAGAUCAAAGGAUUGCCAAAUUAAAUAAGAUUAUAGAGGAGCAACAACAGUUGAUCUCCCAAUUGAAGACAAAUGGUGGCAACAAGUCUGUUGGAUUAGGACUAGGACUAGGUGUGAGUACGGCCCAUGGCAGUGGGGUUCGUGUCACUAAGGAGAUCAUGAACCCCAACAUCACGUUGCUGCGAGCUGAGAACAAAGUAUUGAAGUACAAAUUGGAGAAUUGUGAAAAGUUACUGGAUAAGGAUACACUAGAGCUGCAGGAUUCUGAUUUAACCGAGAUCGUCGACAUGUUGCCCGCCGGGGUAGGCAGUUUAUUGGAGACCAAGAUCCAGGGCCUGCAAUCGCAGCUCCGUCAGUACAGACGGUAUGUGGGCCAGUUGGAGACGCAAUUAAGCCUGACGACGUCCAGAACGGAGGCAGAUAAGGAGAACUACGUGGCGGCUGGGAAGAACGACGAGAUCCAGGAACUGCGUCGGAUGCUGGAACGCAAGGACAAGAUCAUCACUGCCUUGCAGAGUGCCAAGCGGAUGAGAGACAGAGCUUUGAAGCCCAUGUCGUGA
Naumovozyma castellii is the source of this 1968-nucleotide messenger RNA. It is a transcript of the gene KIP2, whose product is annotated as Kip2p. The transcript has a single exon. The record is from RefSeq and is a predicted model, not a curated record. Lineage: Eukaryota; Fungi; Ascomycota; Saccharomycetes; Saccharomycetales; Saccharomycetaceae. The coding region runs from base 1 to 1968 and encodes 655 amino acids.